AUGGAGUCGCAAUCUGGCAGUUAUGAUACUUCCCAACAGGAAAAGGGCCCCGAUAUCACAUUAGCCGUCGAUGAACAAACAUACUCGCAACGACCAUCAUGUUUCAGUUCGACUAUUCAAGAAUGUCUCUUCGUCUUGACAGCUACCAUGGCCAUUGGGCAACAAUCAUUUUACCAAGGCGCUAUUGUGGGUGUGACUGCAUCCAUUGGAUCAGAUCUGAACAUGAACUCAGCAGAAAUCACAUGGAUUAACGCCGGUGCUUCUCUAAGCAGCGGUGCCUUCCUCUUAUCAUUUGGAAAAUUAGCCGACAUGUUCGGCCGCAAAGUACUCUUCAUUAUCGGUAUGGCCGGCUUCACCUUCUCUCUUCUAAUCGCAGGCUUCGCCACAAACGCUAUCUACAUGGACGUCUUCUCCGGUAUUCUGGGUCUCUUCGCCGCAGCGGUAGUACCACCAGCCGUCGGCGCAUUAGGCGCAGUAUAUGAGAGGCCAUCAAAACGCAAGAACCGUGCAUUCGCCUGCUUUAGUGCUGGAAAUCCACUGGGCUUUGUGGGCGGUAUGAUUAUUUCAGGCAUUGCGUCUAAUGAAUAUAACUGGCGAGCAUCUUUCUGGGCUCUUUCGGUUAUUUAUGGAAUUUUUACCAUUUUGACUAUCUGGACUGUGCCACCUGAUGGGUUCGCGAGGACACCUAUUAGUAGAGAGGCCUUCAAAUCAUUUGAUCUUCUGGGUACGGGAUUGAUAAUUGUUGGAUUCGCUUUCUUUUCGAGUGCAUUAUCGCUAGCUGGCGAUGCCCCGGAUGGCUGGAAGACGGGCUAUGUUCUCGGUCUGUUUAUCGUUGGCUUCUUCAUCUUGGUAGGAUUUGUAUGGUGGCAGUCUGUCGCGACACACCCAUUGAUGCCAUUAUGGGUAUGGAAAGAUCGAAAUUUCUCAUUGCUCAUGGCAACCUUCUGCCUCGGCUUUGCAGGGUUCUCCGCUGUCACUUUUUACCUAUCCCUUUACCUCCAAGAUGUUAAGCAUCUCACCGCACUGGAUAUCACCGCACGCUUACUCCCGAUGGUGGUCAGUGGUGUGACAGUUAACGUAGUCUGCGGACUGAUUCUCCACCGCGUCAGCAACAAACUGUUAACCGGGAUCGGUGCUCUGGCAUAUACGGCCUCGUUCCUGAUCUUGAGCUUCAUGAAGGAAGACGCUGUCUACUGGGAAUACAUCUUCCCUGCACUGAUCCUUGUGGUUGUUGGUGCGGAUAUCCAGUUCAAUGUGACCAACAUGUACGUCAUGUCUUCGCUCCCGUCACACCAACAGUCAAUCGCCGGUGGAAUUUUCAACACAGUCAGCAAGCUGUGUAAUAACCUUGGUCUCGGAAUCGCUACUUCUAUCGAAAGCUCCAUAAAGGAUAGAAUGACUGCGUCAACGCCUGCUAUCAAACCCUACCUCGGUGUCUACUGGUUUGCAGCAGCAGCAGCAGGCCUUUCUGUCAUGAUGGUGCCGUUUUUGACGCUUGGCACUCAGGGUCAUGAUACCUCUGAUUCAGAGAAGACUGAGAUUGGGGAGAAUGGAGAGUCAGUUGAACAGAGAGCCGUCAUUGAAAAUGGGCCUGUGGCUCCGGGCACGGAAACGACUGUGGAGAGUCAGCCUAUUAUUGAAAAGCAAUAG
Messenger RNA from Penicillium malachiteum, 1650 nucleotides. RefSeq lists its product as uncharacterized. Gene Ontology annotation, biological process: transmembrane transport. The transcript has 5 exons. The record is from RefSeq and is a predicted model, not a curated record. The coding region runs from base 1 to 1650 and encodes 549 amino acids. Gene Ontology annotation, molecular function: transmembrane transporter activity. Lineage: Eukaryota; Fungi; Ascomycota; Eurotiomycetes; Eurotiales; Aspergillaceae. Gene Ontology annotation, cellular component: membrane.